UUUCUGUGACGCCUUAUGUCCCGGCUUCUGAUUGCUCACUUCCGACGUCAAUCGCGGGGCGUGUGUCUUGCUGGGACACAGUGGCGGUCUAACCUUUGCUUUGCGGAGCGGUCGGGUGUAUUCUCCGCACGCCCCCCACGCCCUCGAGGCCCCCGCCGCCCGACCCAACGGUGGAGCCGACCAACGCCUCCCGCGGCACCCUCCCGCACCGGAUCGCUCCUCGCUGGGGCGGGACGUGGCCCGACGGCGCCGGUCACUAUGAGUGAAACAUCUUUCAACCUAAUAUCAGAAAAAUGUGACAUUCUAUCAAUUCUUCGGGAUCAUCCUGAAAAUAGGAUCUAUCAGAGGAAAAUUCAGGAACUCAGCAAAAGAUUCACCGCAAUCCGCAAGACCAAAGGGGAUGGGAACUGCUUCUACCGGGCCUUGGGCUAUGCCUACCUGGAGUCUCUGCUAGGCAAGAGCAGAGAGAUCCUCAAGUUCAAAGAGCGUGUCCUACAGACUCCAAGUGACCUUCUGGCUGCCGGCUUUGAGGAGCACAAGUUCCGAAACUUCUUCAAUGCUUUUUACAGUGUGGUGGAGCUGGUGGAGAGGGACGGCUCCGUGUCCAGCCUGCUCAAGGUGUUCAACGACCAGAGCUCUUCCGACCACAUCGUGCAGUUCUUGCGCCUGCUUACAUCAGCCUUCAUCAAGAACCGAGCCGACUUCUUCCGGCACUUCAUCGAUGAGGAGAUGGACAUCAAGGACUUCUGCACUCAUGAAGUGGAGCCCAUGGCCAUGGAAUGUGACCACAUCCAGAUCACAGCCCUGUCCCAGGCGCUGAACAUCGCCCUGCAAGUGGAAUAUGUGGACGAGAUGGACACCGCCCUGAACCACCACGUGUUCCCAGAGGCCGCCGUCCCUUCCGUGUACCUGCUCUAUAAAACAUCCCACUACAACAUCCUCUAUGCAGCUGAUAAACAUUGAUUAAUUUUAGGCCACGCAGUGGAACCUUCACCUCACGGGACUGCACUCUAAAUGGAACAUGCCGGCUUUUCAGUUUUUUAAGCGAUUUGGACUCUAACUAGAACAUGUACAGCCUUUUGGGCAGAGCCAUGGGAAUGAGGCCUGCCCACUAUGGAUGGUGGUAACUUCGUG
Messenger RNA from Ictidomys tridecemlineatus (thirteen-lined ground squirrel), 1134 nucleotides. RefSeq names its product OTU deubiquitinase, ubiquitin aldehyde binding 2 (gene Otub2). The record is from RefSeq and is a predicted model, not a curated record. NCBI's taxonomy places the organism in Eukaryota, Metazoa, Chordata, Mammalia, Rodentia, Sciuridae. Gene Ontology annotation, molecular function: ubiquitin binding; cysteine-type deubiquitinase activity. Gene Ontology annotation, cellular component: nucleus. Gene Ontology annotation, biological process: protein K48-linked deubiquitination; protein K63-linked deubiquitination; negative regulation of double-strand break repair.